Molecule: messenger RNA, 2941 nt
Organism: Mesocricetus auratus (golden hamster)
Lineage: Eukaryota; Metazoa; Chordata; Mammalia; Rodentia; Cricetidae
Gene: Cxcr2
Product: C-X-C motif chemokine receptor 2
Exons: 2
Coding region: 686-1765 (359 amino acids)
Biological process (GO): immune response; neutrophil chemotaxis; G protein-coupled receptor signaling pathway
Cellular component (GO): membrane
Molecular function (GO): C-X-C chemokine receptor activity; interleukin-8 binding
Source: RefSeq, a predicted model, not a curated record
GGAGCAGCAAAUGAGAGGCGAGGAAGUGCAGAGAGCAACUGUGGAAAGGAAGAUGUGGCAAAACAGAGGCAAAGGUUUCUGAGACAGAGUGAGAAGGACUAAGUUCAGGCUGAAGGGGAAUUGUGGCGACAGAAGGCAGAUCCUCCAGGGGGAGAGGACACCGCGGGUCCCCCAGGCAGGGCAGAGGCUCACAAGAAACAGAAGUACCCGUUUUCUUGCUGACCCUGAGAGGAAGGAAGGAAGGAAGGAAGUGUGAGUUCAGACAAGUCCAUCAGCAGGGUCUGGAGAGCCCACAUCUUCCUUGUUAAAAAAAGAGGCAUAGGCUGGGAAGGAAGCUGUCUUCUGCCUUCAGAUUGGCAGGCUCCUCCAGAAGCCAUCAGAAGGUGUGAAAAUCCCAAGAGCUCACCGCAGAAUCACCAGGUGGAACCCGAGCCUGAAGUCAGAGUCCCAGAACAGACUAGCCUCCUCUACAGGACACCUCCCUUGAGGGUGGGACGUUUGGUCCCAAGGGCCUCCAGGACUUCCUCAUCGGUAGCCCAGGUCAGAGGCUUCCCCAUCGCAGCUCCCUCACUUUCUUCCAGUCUAACAGCCCUGACUGCCUCCAAGCCUUGAGUCACAGGGAAUCCGGGCUACUCCACUCACAGCAGUGUUGUGCAGCGACUACAGGAUUGCAUUUACCUCCAAAAUGGUAGAAAUCAGGGUGGAUAAUUUCAGCCUUGACUAUUUCUUCAGUGGAGAUAUUGAUAGUUACAAUUAUAGCUCUGACCUGCCUGCCACUCUACCAGAUGCUGCCCCAUGCCACCCAGAGGACUUAGAAAUCAACAGAUAUGCUGUGGUCGUAACAUACGUCCUGGUAACCCUGCUGAGCCUUCUGGGAAACUCCCUGGUGAUGCUAGUCAUUUUAUACAACCGGAGCACCUGCUCUGUCACUGAUGUCUACCUGCUGAAUCUAGCCAUUGCCGACCUGUUGUUUGCCCUGACCUUGCCUGUCUGGGCUGCAUCCAAGAUAAAUGGCUGGAAUUUUGGUACCACUAUGUGCAAGAUAUUCUCAUUCGUGAAGGAAGUUACCUUCUACAGUAGUGUCUUGCUACUAGCCUGCAUCAGUAUGGACCGCUACCUGGCCAUCGUCCAUGCCACAAGCACACUGAUCCAAAAGAGACACUUGGUCAAAUUUGUAUGCAUAACCAUGUGGGUACUGUCAGUAUUGGUGUCCCUGCCCAUCUUAAUUCUGCGUAACAUCGUCAAGACAGGCUCUUCUACUCUAGUCUGCUAUGAGGAUGCAGGUAACGACACGACCAAGUGGAGGAUGGUAUUACGCUUCCUGCCUCAGACCCUCGGCUUCCUCAUGCCGCUUCUGAUCAUGCUGUUCUGCUAUGGGUUCACACUGCGCACACUCUUUAAGGCCCACAUGGGGCAGAAGCACCGGGCCAUGCGGGUCAUCUUUGCUGUUGUGCUUGUCUUCCUGCUCUGCUGGCUGCCCUACAACCUGGUCCUGUUCUCAGACACCCUUAUGAGGACCAAAAGGAUCCAGGAGACCUGCAAGCGCCGCGAAGACAUUGACAGGGCUCUGAAUGCUACUGAGAUUCUGGGCUUCCUCCACAGCUGCCUUAACCCCAUCAUCUACGCAUUUAUUGGCCAGAAGUUUCGCUAUGGACUCCUCAAGAUCAUGGCUACCUAUGGCCUUGUCAGCAAGGAGUUCUUGGCCAAGGAGGGCAGGCCUUCCUUUGUUGGCUCUUCUUCAGCAAACACCUCCACUACCCUCUAAGACUGUCCACCUAAACUAUGGCCCCUCAGGGUUCAUUCCUGUCCUUCAGCAUGGCUCAUGUCCAAAGACUGUGGUGUCUGAAUUGAUGCAGCCCCCGCCACAGUUAUAGGGAGACAGAGGCCACAUUCUUACCAGACCCCCAUUGCAGAGUUUAGAACACUUACCCUGGCUGUUCACUCCCCUCCAUAUUGGUUUGCCUACUGAUAAAGUUGGUCUAUCCUAACACUGGCCCCAAACACUCUUUUUCCAAGAAGCAUAAAUUAAAAUUAUAGUGGGAUACUUCCUCCUACCCAUCAGAAUCCUCAUCAGUAAAAGGAAGAGGUAGAAGAGGAGGACAGAAAAUAGCAAGGGUCAUAAGGAAGUAGAGAAAGGGAAAGUUUUCACCUUACUGAUAGACCGGUACCAUACCUCAGGCACAGUGAGACACAGCAUAUCAUUAUCCUUACAAUCAACAUUAAAUACAGAACUACCACAUAACCCAGCAAUUCCACCUCUAAGUAAGUACCAAGAAGAAUUGGAAGCAAGGGCUCAGACAUUUGUAGGCUGAUGUUAACAGCAGCAUUAUUCAUACGAGUUGAAGGUCAAAACAAUUAAAAAAUGGCCAACAAAUGAAUGGGUAAGUGCACACAACGGGAGACCACCCCACAAUGAGAAAGAAUAAGAAACUGAUCCAUGUGACCACAUGAAUGAGCCUUGAAAGCAUGAUUCCAAGUGGAAUAGGCAAGGCCCCAAAGACAAAACUUGUAUGUUCACACUUAGGAAGUACCAAGAAUAAUAAGGUAGUGGUGACUAGAGACUGGACAAUGGAGGAUGGGACAUCAGUGUUUAAUAGUACAACUCUAGUUUGGGAUGACGUAAGAGUCCCGCAGGUAGACCCUAACUACUGUGUGCAGUAUUGUGAAAGUGCUCAUUGCCAUUGCAUUUUUAAAAAUUAAAAUAAGGGCGAGGUAUUGUUCACUGGUGGAGUGCUGACUUAAUGUUUCUGAGCACUCAGGCUUAAACCCUAGCACCUCAACAAAUGAAAAACAAAAGCAAAACUGGCAACUUUUGUUAUGUAUAUUUUACCUCAGUUUAUAAAAAAAACUAAGUCUUUUACCACUGAACCAAUGCAGAACUAUCUACCUUAUCAUUUUUUAUAAAAUGUGACCAUUAAAUGCCUUUUUAAAACUAUAUAAA